Molecule: messenger RNA, 2760 nt
Organism: Anthonomus grandis grandis
Lineage: Eukaryota; Metazoa; Arthropoda; Insecta; Coleoptera; Curculionidae
Product: ankyrin repeat domain-containing protein 12-like
Exons: 13
Coding region: 205-2514 (769 amino acids)
Cellular component (GO): nucleoplasm
Molecular function (GO): protein binding
Source: RefSeq, a predicted model, not a curated record
CUGGCGUACUUUCUGGAUUCGCAUUUAGUCAAAUUUGAGAUUUUUUGUAAAUUUUAUUUUUCCUUGAGUUUGUUAUUUUGUUUCUUUAUUUAUUCAUUGUCACAGUAUACUUUUAAUUCAUUAGAAGUAGCAAGAAGUAGCUCUUGAGCCUUAUGACCUGAAUACUUCAAAGAAAAUAUCAAAAUCACCAAACACAGGAAAGAAAUGCCUGCAAAUGUACGACCGAAAUCCUCGAGUAGUAGCACAAGAGGUCCCCUGGUAGCCCCGAUGUCGGAACGUCAACAGAUGGCGCUCCUGAUGCAAAUGACCUCGUCGGGAGAGGGAGGAUCCCGGAGUCCCAGCUCGGGCGGCUCAAAAACCAGAGACCGUAACGAAAGAGGUGAAACCCCCUUGCAUUUAGCGGCCAUUAAAGGCGAUGUAGAACAAGUCUGUAGGUUGCUAGGGAAUCGCGCUGACCCUAACGUAGCGGAUUUUGCCGGCUGGACGCCUCUGCACGAAGCGUGUAACCAUGGAUGGUACGAAGUCGCUUUUCGUUUAGUGCAGGCUGGUGCAAACAUUAAUGCCAAAGGUGGUUUGGAUAACGAUACACCGUUGCACGACGCAGUCAUCAACGGCCAUCUGAAGUUAAUCAAAUUAUUAAUAGAUAAAGGAGCGGACAUCCACGCGAAAAACGCCAAAGGAAAAUCACCCUUAGAGUUGGCGGCGCCCAGCGUACAACCAUUUUUACUCAACACCAAUUUGCCUAUGCCUGAAACGAGUAGUUCCUCAACCAACCGUGUGCCUUUGCGAUCGAGGGAUGAUAAGAAAGUAUCUUCCGGUGGAUCAGGGGAUAAACAGAAAAGCAGCUCUUCCACCUCGUCCAAUAGUAGCUCGGAUAACAUGGACCCCAAAUCUAGUACAACCCCUGAAGAUGUUUACGAAUUCAAAACUGUGAAGGAAUCGGAUUCUUCGUCAGAAAAGAACGUUGAAGGAGGCGAUUCGGAAAUGGAAGCUCCUGAUACCUUGACGACGCCUACGAGUGGCGCAACCGACGAUUCCAAUAAAAGAACUUAUUCAGAAUUCGAGGGAAACGAGGACAGCGAAAAGGAUGAGGAAAAUAAAAAGAAGAAGAAAAGGAAGGAGGAAACCGGAAAGGAAUCGGGGAAGGCCACACAAAGAGGAACUGGGCAAAGCAAGGGCCAAACGGCGAAACAAUCGGCAACCUCUGGUGGUAAAUAUGCAGGAUCGAACUCCGGAAAAACUUCCGGUGUUGCCGCUGAUAAGAAAAGCCCGGACAGUAGUCCUAAGCCAAACCCCACUACUAGUAGCACAAGUGACGCUGAGGCGGAAGGAUCUUCAAAUUCUGCGGACGGUAAAACGGCCGAUCUUAAAGUUCCACCCCUCAAGAUCGUGAUACCGCAAAGUUCAACGAGCGAACAAGAUACGGGAACAAGUAGAAAUGGUAAAAACAACUCUCAAAGGUCAAGUGCAUUACCGUACGUCGUCCCGAGUUCCAACAGUAACGAUGCGGCUGACAAAGAAGCCUCUCCGGCCGCAAAUAGCCCCGAAACUGCCGGAAAUUCGAAGGAAACCGAUAAGAAGGAACCUCCAUCUACUCAAGCAGAUGAACAGACGACUAGCAGUACGGAACCGGAAUCGAGUGCGCCGACUAACACGUCGUCGACUCCCGCCCCAGCACCACCAACUCCCGCUCAGCCCAGCAACGAACUCCAUCCGCGAAAACGCAAAAUGAAACAGAAUCGGGAACAGCAGCAGCAGCAGGCGCAGCAGCAACAGCAGGCGGACAACGCCGAGUCGUCGACGGAGUCGCGCGAGGUGCAUCCCCACGAGCAACCCAUAACGAAUUGCUACAAGUUGUUCAUGAAUAUUAGGAAACAGAUCGAAAAACGCCGUAAAGGUUUAUUCCUAGUACAGCCGAAACCCCCACAGGGUUUCAAGGAUUACUUGAUGAACCGAUGCACAUAUGUCUUAGCUAAUACUUCUCCCACCACCCCGACAAUCAAUUACCCGGUCACCUUACCGUCGCAGAUGAAGGAUUUGUUUGGCGAACAGGAAAAGGAACGCUAUAGAUUGAAAAUGCAGCAUGUAAUAGAAAAGGAAAAACUGGUGCUCUCAGUCGAACAAGAAAUAUUGAGAGUCCACGGUAGAGCUGCCAGAGCUUUGGCUAAUCAGGCUCUUCCCUUUUCUGUGUGCUCGAUACUGAGAGACGAGGAAGUUUAUAAUCUCAUUACACCUGAACAGGAGGAAAAGGAUAGAAAUGCCCGAUCCAGAUACAACGGUCGUCUAUUUUUAAGUUGGCUCCAAGACGUGGACGAUAAAUGGGAGCGCAUAAAGGAGCACAUGCUACUCCGACAUCACCACGAGGCCGAGUCGCUACACGCGGUCCAAAAGAUGAACUGGGAGUGGAAACUGAAGGAGAUGAGCCUGUGCGACAGGAAAUCCACCCCGAAGAUUGAUGAAUUUCAUGUGCCCGAGGUGCAUGUUAGUGAUGAUUUUGAUCUCUUACCUGCCUAAGGUAUUUUUAAGAUAUUUAUUGGAGUUCUAUUAAAGAAAAAGAUGAGAGAUUUUGCUCCUACCUAACAAUCAUUAAUUUCCUGAAGAGAGAAUACAGUUAUGUUAGGAUACUGUGAUUAAUAACACGAUUUGUAAUAAAGUCUUUUUUUUUAAUUUUUUUAUUUAAAAAAAGAGUCUACAUAAAAUGUAUAUCAGGAAUUCAAUAAUUUAAAUGUUAAGAACAAAAAUAUAUGGAUAUAUAAUGUA